Gymnodraco acuticeps is the source of this 7794-nucleotide messenger RNA. RefSeq names its product FERM domain containing 4A (gene frmd4a). The record is from RefSeq and is a predicted model, not a curated record. The transcript has 24 exons. Gene Ontology annotation, cellular component: bicellular tight junction; adherens junction; cytoskeleton. Bases 712 to 3909 code for a protein of 1065 amino acids. Gene Ontology annotation, biological process: establishment of epithelial cell polarity. NCBI's taxonomy places the organism in Eukaryota, Metazoa, Chordata, Actinopteri, Perciformes, Bathydraconidae.
AAAACAGGGAGAGAGAGAGAAAGUGGAAAAAGAGGGAGGAGAUGUACUGUUCAAAAAACUUAGAGAAUGUGAGAUAGACAGAUAUUUAAAAAAAAAAAAUGAAACAGAUGUAGGACUUCAUCACAUAGGAGUCGAUAUUCUGACCAUUAGCUUAUGCUUCUUUCUCCUCUCCGUGCAUCUCUACAACAGUGAGACCCACCCUCUGCCAGGGGGUUGUCAGUGUCUUUAUCUCACCCAUGGAUCAUAACUGAGAUCUGAGGAAGGGACUACAAGGCUGCAGUCUGUCACAAAUCCUCAUCACCCGCUAAAGGUUUCUCAAAGGAACGACGGAAGCUCUUUGAGGGGUCUCCCCACUCUUUUUGGAAGCGUUUGGAGCACUAACCGGAAUCCAGGCGGUUUUCUGAGCCAAGUCUAGUGGAGAUAGACGUGUUUGUUUAUCAGAUUUGGACUACAACUGGUCACUUGGGAAGCUCUCCGAUGGAGAAUGAGAAGGGACUGUGGACAAAUUAGGCUGGAUUGUUAAAAGCUGUCAUGGUGCAAUCAUCUGGAGAAUUGAGAUGUUACAUGACUGACAUGACCUAACUAGCUCAUUUAAGUCAUCUGUCAGUAUCUUUUGAUUACACGUACAAGAGAAAGGGCUGUAAAGCUGGAGCCUUGAUCCUGAUUGAGUCUUUCAGUGUGGCGAAGACCUUUCUGUGGGGGAGCUGAACGAUGACUCUUUCAACACGACUCGAGGACUUGGAGGUGACCCUGGAGCACAUGCUUAUGGAUGUCUUUAUGACGGAGGGGAGGCGAUGUCAGGUCCAUCUGCUGGACGACAGGAAGCUGGAGCUGCUUGUACAGCCCAAGCUGAUGGCAAAGGACUUGCUGGACCUGGUGGCCUCGCACUUCAACCUCAAGGAGAAGGAGUACUUUGGUAUUGCAUACACAGACGAAACGGGCCAUUUUAGUUGGCUGCAGUUGGACCGCAGGGUAUUAGAACAUGAGUUCCCGAAGAAGUCUGGUCCCAUUGUCCUCUACUUCUGUGUCAGGUUCUACAUAGAGAGCAUAUCCUACCUGAAGGAUAAUGCUACUAUUGAGCUGUUUUUUCUUAAUGCCAAGUCCAUCAUCUACAAGGAACUUAUUGAAGUGGACAGUGAUGUUGUCUUCGAAUUGGCUGCCUUUAUUCUACAAGAGGCUAAAGGUGAUUUCACAAGUAUUGAAGCAACCAAGUCUGACCUGAAAAAGCUGCCUGCUCUGCCCACCCAGGCCCUGAAGGAUCACCCGUCUCUGGCCUACUGUGAAGACAGGGUUGUGGAGCAUUACAAAAAGAUCAGUGGGCAGUCCAGAGGGCAAGCUAUUGUUAAUUAUAUGAGCAUUGUAGAGUCUCUGCCCACAUAUGGAGUACAUUACUACGGUGUAAAGGACAAGCAGGGGAUCCCAUGGUGGUUGGGUCUGAGCUAUAAAGGCAUCUUUCAGUAUGACCACCAGGACAAAAUCAAACCCAGGAAGGUGUUCCAAUGGCGCCAGUUGGAGAACCUCUACUUCAGAGAGAAGAAGUUUUCUGUGGAAGUUCAUGACCCCAGGAGUCGGGCCUCGGUGACGAGAAGGACGUUUGGUCACAGCGGCAUCGCUGUGCACACGUGGUACGCCUGUCCUGCCCUCAUCAAGUCCAUCUGGGCCAUGGCCAUCAGCCAACACCAGUUCUACCUGGACCGAAAGCAGAGCAAGUCCAAAAUCCAUGCAGCGCGGAGUCUGAAUGAGAUUGCUAUAGACCUCACGGAAACAGGAACUCUAAAGACCUCCAAACUAGCCAACAUGGGAAGCAAGGGCAAAAUUAUAAGUGGCAGCAGCGGCAGUCUGCUCUCGUCAGGCUCUCAGGAAUCAGACAGCUCCCAGACAGCUAAGAAAGACAUGCUGGCAGCACUGAGGGCCAGGCAGGAAGCUCUUGAAGAUACGCUAAAAAAGAGACUAGAGGAACUCAAGAACAUCUGCAUAAGAGAGGCGGAGCUGACAGGAAAGCUUCCCAAGGAAUAUCCUCUGGAUCCGGGAGAGGAGCCGCCCACAGUGAGACGGAAGAUCGGUACCGCCUUCAAACUGGACGAGCAGAAAAUUACUCUGAAGGGAGAGGAAGAGGAGCUGGAGCGUUUGGAGCGCGAGUUUGCCAUUCAGUCCCAGAUUACAGAGGCAGCCAGGCGUCUUGCCAGCGAUCCACACGUGAGCAGCAAGAAGCUGAAGAAACAGAGGAAGACUUCUUAUCUGAACGCACUGAAGAAGCUCCAGGAAAUUGAGAACUCUAUCAAUGAGCACCGGGUCCGCUCUGGCAAGAAGCCUACGCUGAGGGCAUCGCUAAUCAUAGAGGAGGCCAACAUUUCUGAAGACAGUUCGUUGUCUGACGCACUGGUCUUAGAUGAUGAUGAUCCUCAAGUCACAGGUACUCCCACCUUCUCUCCAGUAGCAUCGCCUCAUAAGGGCCUCCCCCCUCGACCUCCCUCUCACAGUCGGCCCCCUCCGCCCCAGUCCCUGGAUGGCCUGCGACAUCUGCACUACUCACGCCCUGACUAUGAUAAAUCACCCAUCAAACCCAAGAUGUGGAGUGAAUCGUCACUGGAUGAGCCAUACGAAAAAAUCAAGAAACGCUCCUCUCAUUCAAGUCACAGGCGUUUCCCCAGCUCUGGCAGUGCAGAUCCGGGGGGGUGUAACUCUCUGCAGAGCAGCCCCAUCAGGAACCUCCCUCUCUGGAACUCUCAGUCCAGCAUGCCGUCGACCCCGGACCUGAGGACCAGGAACCCCAACUACGUACAUUCCACCAGGUCAGUGGACAUCAGUCCCAGCCGUCUGCACAGCCUCGCUCAGCACUUUAGGAACCGCAGCUCAAGCCUUGAGUCUCAGGGCAAACUGUUGGUGCCCGACCCCGACGCACACCCGCACACCCUGGGCACCCUGGGUAGCCCGGAAUUCUUCCUGGUCCCAGGACGCAACUCCAAUGGCUCGGACCCACUGGACGACUGCUCAUCCUGCACCAGCCAAAGCAGCUCGGAGCAUUACUACCCCUCUGGCGGACCCCCAGGCAGCAACCCCAACUACUCCACUCUGGGAGAGGACUCACCCUCCAAAGCAAGGCAAAGGCAGAGGCAAAGACACAGGUCGGCAGGUCACCUGGGUUCCUCUAACUCCGGCUCCAUGCCCAACCUGGCAGCUAAGAACGGCACUGGUGGGGGCUCAGGUGGAGGCGGGGUAGGAGGGGGACACCACGGAGUCUACCUCCACAGCCAGAGCCAGCCCUCCUCCCAGUACCGCAUCAAGGAGUACCCGCUGUACGUGGAGGGCAGCCCCAACCCGGUGGUGGUGCGCAGCCUGGAGAACGACCAGGAAGGCCACUACAGCGUCAAGGCCCAGUUCAAAACCUCCAGCUCCUACACGGCAGGGGGGCUGUACAAAGAGGCCUGGGGGGGAGAGGAGGGAGGCGAGGGGAGCGGCCGACUCACGCCGUCGCGCUCUCAGAUCGUACGGACACCGUCAUUGGGGCGAGAGGGUGGGGGCAGUGGGGGAGGGGGGAGGGUAGCGGUGUCUGACGAGCUGCGGGGCUGGUACCAGAGGUCCUCGGGGAGCCUGAAGGACAGGAGUCACUCACACUCGGGGUCUACGUCCUCCGAGACAGGGUCGCAGCAAGGCACUCUGGGACAUGGUCGGGGGAGUCGAGUCGGCACACUCGCCAAGGGCUCACCAGCUGCAUCCCCUCACAGCCAGAGGAGUAUGACGCCCACCAGCGAACACGCAGCCACACCCCCCUGUAGCCCACAGCACAUCCUCAACUGGCAGAGCGGGUCUUUUAGUGACAGCUGUUUUCCCAGCAGCCCUCUGUGCUCGGAGCUGGCAGAUGUGCAGUGGUACGGACACGAUAAGGCCAAACCUGGAACCCUGGUCUGAGACCUUCCUAAAGGGCCCAGAAAAGUCCCUUUACCCUCUCCCACUGCCUCUCCACUGUCCCUCACUACUACCCUCCACAACCAACGACCUCAUCCCUAAGGCCCUACAGAAGCCCGGCCCGGCGGACUGGACAUGAGCCGCCCUCCUCCUUAAAUCCUGCCCUCCAUCCAUCUCACCACCUCUUUAUUAUGCCCCUCCAUAACAGUUGGACCGGGUCACACUCUGGGCUCUGAUGGGGGCUGGUUUCACAGGACAGAAUGAGAAGUGCCACCUCAGCUGAUGAACUGUUGCCCUACAGCACCACAGAGCACAUCCUUUACUCAGCACACAAGCAAUGGGGCAUAAGGGAAGGAGAGACGUGAAGGGAGAGCCCAGAAAAAUAUCAAACAUACAACUCAAACGCAACAGAACCAACAUCAGUCCUUCCUGGAUCUGUUCUCAUAUCUCAUCUCUGGCCCCCCAGACCUGAACUAACUCCAGUGCACUGUCACCCAAUCAGAGGAUACCUGCUGGAUUUGAGCCACCAGUUAAAAAAACAUUUCCAGUAACAAAUUAACUGUGUUGGAUUUCAUUAUUCCCGCUUAUGUAGUUCGUCUAUUGGGUUUGUUUGUCCCCAUAUAUUUAUAAGAAGAGAAGAUGACUUUUCAAAAAAGAUCUGGAUUAACUCACAUUUAGAUGACAAUUUCAACUCCUCUCAGUCCAACCCACAACCAAAGACAACGUACUGGGUUGACUGGUCCCACCGGGGCUCGGGGCCCAUGCAGAAAGGUGACCAGUCAACUGUAUGAGAGUAAAUUCACAGUGACAAUAUCAGGAUGGUUUAUUGGACUGUAUCUGGGAUAUUGAUGAGGACUAUAGCAAUAACAAACAUGUACAAGUAUAUGAACUGGUGUGAAUCUGAAGCAGGCAUUUUGCUGUUUUCUCUGCCAUCAUUGGUGCAUCAUAGGGACAAUUUGGAGUUGUGGUUAUUGGGUUUGGCAUUGAUCUAUGCUUAUUUCAGUGAUUUCAUCAUUCCUGUUCAUUUCAUGUCUUUUCAAGAUUCUUCUGUCUACAUGUUGGUCCACAAAGUUCAUUGUGAUCAGAGGGUAAGGGUGGGGUAGAGUGAAGUGGCAUUCGAGGGUGUUAUUAGCCACAUCGAUUUACAAUUAUGGAACCAUUUGAUUUUGAAAGUUUUAAUAUAGAAACCAGACAUUUUGGUUCCACCUUUUCACCCGUGAAAGUAAGUUAUUUCUGGCUGUUGACAUCUGUUGGAGUGACUUGAUAUUGAGGCUGUUCAGUGAUAAAUCUCUGAAGUGAAUGAUCUUUUUUUAUCACGACUGUUUCUUCUUCGCUGGUCUUGGCUCUGUCGCCAUGCUGAGUGUUUGUCAGUCCCCUUCUGUAGCGCUGUGCUUUCUCCUCUUUCUGUCCUCUCUUCAGCAUGACUGCAGCCUCCUGACUGAACACAGACAGUCUGAACUCACUACUGGCUAACACCACACCUCAUAUGAUGCAUGAGUACAGGUAAACCAGUGCCAAACAUGUUGGUGCUUUACAUUUGUACUGUAAUGCAGCACUGGAACAGCCGCUCCUUCAAUCGCCCCAGUCUUUGGCUAUUGUAUGAAGCAGCAGCAGACUUCUCUAUGAUUUGGCAUCACGUGUAGUAGGAAUUAUUUGAAAAGCACAACAUUAACAGUGUCUAUGAGGGCUGGACCUACAAUCAGUGUGUUCUCAUUUUCCACUCUCAAUAUUUGUAAUAAUGAGUUGCAUCAAAGUGCAUAAGAGGAAACAAAAAAAGCUAAAACUGCGGGCAAUGUGUUAAAUCAUAGUGCUCUUUUAAUAAGUAUAUGAAUUUCAGGUCUACAAUUAAAUACCCUACUGUCAGGGCCGAAGAGAAGCCAUAGCCAGAACUGAAAGGAAAUAUUCUUUAACCUUCUCAAAUGGAGAUAAUUAUUUUCUCACCAAUCCACAAUCAGAUAUUCAGAACAGGGUUAGAAAAGCACAUCUGGUUUUGUACGAAGAAAGUAGAGCUCUGCAUGUUUUAACUGUAUCUAAAUGUCCCCCUUCCCCUUGCCAAAGUCUUUGUUAAGAGAUACUGUUUUAUUGUUGCACAAAAUCUGAAUAAAUCAGAUGUUAAUUUUAUUAAGAUUAUGACAGAUUCUACUUGUCAGUGAUAUAAAGAAGUGGACAUAAAUGGUGUCGAAGAGGAAAGACUAAAACAGCACUACAAUAUCAUAGUUAAAGGUGGGGUAGGUAAGUUUGAGAAACCGGCUCGAGAUACACUUUUUGUUAUAUUCCAUGGAAUGCUCUUAACAUCCCGAUAGCAAUUAAUAUAUUAAGUGCUUUGACAAAAAAUCCAUAAGAAAUGUCAUCUGUGGAAGCCGUAGUACUGUAAAAAGCACGACCAAUCAUUUUAGCCGGACCGGCUAAAAUAACUGGAUGGCCUACCUGCCUGUCAGCCUUCCAUCUGUGCACACACUUAUCUCGUGCCCUCAUUGGUCAUGUGCGCGUUCGUGUGUGUUGGAGGAGGGGCUCUGUAAGGAAGUGGCAGAUUUGUUCCGGCUGUGUAUUUUCAAAUUCUAGCGCACUCGAGCUGGUUUCUCCAGAAUGACCUACCCCACCUUUAAUGUUGCCACAUGAAUUCUUCAGUAACAUUGGUGUGAUAAUAUUAAAAAGUCAAGUUUGUUGGCUUUCAUAGUCUUUUCUUUUCUAUCCUCUACAUUGAGGAUCCAGCAACCAGCCUUCAAAGUCUAAUUGUGAGUUGAGCGCGUUGUCUUACAUUUUAAUGGAUUAAUGGUGUUACAUGUUUAAAGGUGUGGGAGGACUGGUAGGCAUUUUACCGUGUCCAUCGUAGUCUUGUGUUCCCUUUAUGCACUGACACCAGCUGUUGUAAUCUGCCACUUUAAAGACUAUUUAAAUAAAGUUAAGCCCAUUCCCUGCAUGGUUGGUUCUCCAAGAGUUGCUCACCCAUGCCUGGUCAGUCUUUACCCAAGGUUGGAACCAGCACACCAUCCUAUAGGAAUGAAUUACUCUAGUGUUUCCGAGUCACCUUUAGAGGACAAGUUAGUAAAUCUUAGCUCACUUUCUGUGUGCUGAAGACACGAUCCCAUGCAUGCCCUGCAGAUCCACUGACAAAUAAAGACCCCAAAGAUAUCCAGCAUCCGACUUCCGUACGCUAACAUUAGCACGUCUUGCUCCAUAGUGUUUCCUCGCACCCCGCAGAAAGUCCCAUCUUGACCUUGUGGUAAUCUCUGAGCCCGAUGUGAAAAAGUGCGACGUCCCGUCCCUCUGUAACUCCAAACACACCAUAUUGUCUGUGCUCCAUGAAAUGUAUGAGGUUUUUUGUAAAAUGAACUAACUCUUUUAUCAGUCUUUUCCUGUAUGUACGGAGGGGCACUGUAAGGUUUUGUGGGGGUUUUUAACAUUCACAUUCAUUGUUUUAACAAUGUUCCAUUUUAUAUGAACCAGUAUUGUUUGUUUUUUUAGUUCUGACAUUGUAACAACCACUUCAGGUGCUACAAAAUGACCAGUUACUGCUUCGUCACGUAGGAUCUAGGCAUCUUCAUUAUUAUCAAUAGAUUCAACUACCAGAUGUGCAAAAUGAAGCUUAUUUUAACAGUUUAAUAGUAGAUCACUUCGGCUACCAGACAAUAGAGCAUGUAACCUGAUCUUAUCAGUUCUGUUCAACUGUAACAAUGCAUUAAAGGUGUUGUAGAAAAAAUGUGGAAUUGAUCAAAAAAAUAACUGAGUUCCACAGUUAAUUUAUUCUUUUUUCUAUUAAAAAUUUGUAUAGUAACUUUACAUUUUUCAAAACUGUGUUGUUGGAAAUUGAUGAUGAAUUUUCAAGAUGAGAAGCAGUGGUGGUUCUUGAGAGUAAGAAAAAUAAAUUAUUGAUGAAUGUUCUCAAGA